AGGGAAGUCUUCUUUACUGUGCGGGAGGGGGCAUGUUUUUAGCAGCAAGGUCGUUCUUUGUGUCAAAAUUCUACUUGUGAAGUUGUGACGAAUUUUCUGUUUAUAAUAUUUGCUUAUUAUUGAGUGACUGUAGCUUGUGCGAGGUUGCAAAGGUCGUUGUGCGUGUAUGUGGUCGGUAGUUUGUAGUUUUUAAAACGAUUUGUGUAUUUUACGGACGCUCCAAUGAGUCUGGGAGGAGGACAGAACCCUGAGGGACCAAAUGCAGGAGGCAUAUUUGUUCAAUUUAACCAAGACUGCACGUCGCUGGUGGCGGGCAGUAGCAGCGGGUACCACCUGUUCGCGCUAACGGCGGACGACGGGCUGGAGGAGAUCUACGCGUCGCGCUCCGGCCAGGACACCUGCCUCGUCGACCGCCUGUUCAGCAGCUCGCUCGUGGCCGUCGUCACCGUCGCCGCGCCCAGGAAGCUGAUCGUGUGUCACUACAAGAAGGGCACGGAGAUAUGUAACUACAGCUACAGCAACACCAUCCUCGCGGUGAAGCUGAACCGCUCGCGGCUGAUCGUGUGCCUGGAGGAGUCGCUGCACAUCCACAACAUCCGCGACAUGAAGAUCCUGCACACCAUCCGCGACACGCCGCCCAACCCGCGCGGGCUGUGCGCGCUGUCGCCGUGCGUGGACCACUGCUACGUGGCGUACCCCGGCUCCAGCGCCGUGGGCGAGGUGCAGAUCUUCGACGCCGUGCACCUCAACGCCAAGUGCGUGAUCAGCGCGCACGACUCGCCGCUGGCCGCGCUGGCGUGGUCCAUGUGCGGCCGGCGGCUGGCCACGGCGUCGGAGCGCGGCACCGUCAUCCGCGUGUUCGCCGUGCCCGAGCGCACGCGCCUCUACGAGUUCCGGCGCGGCGUCAAGCGCUGCGUGUCCAUCUCGUGCCUGGCCUUCAGCUCGUGCGGCGUGUACCUGGCGUGCACGUCCAACACGGAGACGGUGCACGUGUUCAAGCUGACGGAGGGCGCGGCCGGGGCCGGCGCGGCGCCGGCGCCCGAGGACGCGGAGGCGGAGGCCGAGGGCUCCGGCUGGAUGGAGUGGCUGCAGCGCGGGCUGGCGGCGGGCGCCGGCUACCUGCCGCAGCACGUGGCCGACGUGCUGGCGCAGGGCCGCGCCUUCGCCGCCGCCCGCCUGCCCGUCACGGGCUACAGGGCGCGCGUCGCCAUCACCAGCGUGGCGCGGGCGCCGCGGCUGCUGGUGGCCACGUCUGCGGGCGUGCUGUACGUGUACGCGCUGGCGCCCGAGGGCGGCGACUGCGCGCUGCUGCGCCAGCACCACUUCCUGGAGCCCCGCGCCGCGCCGCCGCCGCCAGAGGCCGAGCGCACCGGCGAGCUGGGCGCGGCGCUGGAGGGCUCCCCGCCGCGCGGGCCCUUCGACCUGCGCGACCCGCGCCACUUCCCGCCCAUGCGCGCCGCCGAGUAGCGCCCACGCCGCCACACGCCCGCCGCCCCCGCCGCCCUCGCCGCCGCCUCCCGCUCCGAAUGUAGUCCUCCCCCGAACGACGACCGACAUCCUCUUAUCGACCGUGAUCUAUCGAAAUUUUGUUCCCUUUGCAGGUGGUCGGUAAUACUUGUAUAUAGGCGCACGCCAAUAGGCCGUGGCCGGCCCCCCGCCCCCCGCCCGCCGCCAGCCUGCAGACCGCGCCGCGACGGUCUCGGCUCGGCCGGAGCGAAUUUGUGUGCGCGCCCUGUACAUAUUUGUAAACUAUGUGACGCCUGUAAUGUAAAAUAUUUAGCUGUAAUCGUAACUAUGCAAUGUGAUAGUGAAGUGACGAAGAACGUGUCCGAUGCUUGUGUGUGUGUAUGUAUAGUAUAAGUGCGCCGUACUCCUCUGAAAUGUAUUCCUAAGGACGCACUCUGUGCCGGGUGACGACAGUGCGCAGCGUCGCGUCUGUCGCGGUCCGUGUCGCGCUGCCGUGACAGCGGGUGCCGCGACAGCGGGUGCCGCGACAGCGGGACAAGCGCCGCCGCCAACCGCGCGCAGAGGACGCUCAAGUAAAAGACGAUCGAGGGGAGGCGCUCACCCUUUUCUCGAUUUAUAAUCUACGACGUAGGCGAUUGCGACAAUAUAUUGAAGUCGUAUAAAUCAUACGCAAAGUUAAAAAAAUAGAACAUCACCCAAAAAAUAUGUAAAAAAUAAAUGAUGUAGCUAGAGACCGGCAGCCGAGACGCGCCACCUCGCCACCUGGCGGCCGUUGCCGGUAACUCGAGCAGGUUUAUUAUUAUGUAUUUUAUUUUUAUAUUAAAAAUGACAUGUAACUACAAUGUAAUUAUUAUUUUUAACUUUUGUUAUUGCUGUUACCAAUCAACUAAUCACUUGCAAAAAAUAAAAGGCAAAUUUUGACAAUUUUAGAUCGUUAAAAUGAUCCACUAUUCCUGUAUCAGUGGUGCUACUUUGGAUAGGGUGGUGAAAUGUGUGUCGUGAAGGGUUAAUUCACGCAGUACACAGGGUGUUAGUGACAUCGUAACGAAUGGGACGUCUAUUUGAUUGUACUAAAAACGAUGAUAGAUGUUUUUAUUGUCGCAAAUGUUUAAUUAAGAUUUUGUUUUUUUACUGCACCGCAAUAUAAAUUGAACGACGCGAAACAGUCGCUAGACCUACCUACCUACGCGCGGCUAUUUUACACGUACGUGAUACGUUGUUGAUACCAAGGUUAGUGGUUCAACGUUUAAAAAUUGUUGAGUUUGUUGAAGUAGAUGACCUACUGCCACGAUUUUUCACGCACGGUACCUACCUAUCACUUAUUAAAAUGUACCUAACUUAUUAAUUACUCUACUUUUACCUUACCUUAAUUGUUAUUCCUUCGGAUGAAGUACCUAGGUACUCUAUAACACGUUGCGUAGGUAUGCAACAUCGCGUCUCCUCCGCGGUACGUAGGUAUUACAUGCACUCACUAACAACACCAUGCUCUUUAAUAAAACAGACAUUCUUCCAUACUCUUGCGCAGUAAAUAGUCCAUGAUCCAUCAUCAUAGUCGACAUUACUCAUUUACAAAAUAAAACAAACACGAAAAACUGAGCUGAAGCGGGUGUCAAAGGCGCCGCCGCCGCCGCCCGCGACCGCCCCGAGCCGACGACUAGAGCGAGAAAGAAACAUUUUUAUGCUGCAGGCGAUACAGAAACACAUAGUAUCUGUUCGUAAUGCCUGGUUUGUUGGCGCGCGUUGCCAUUGACCCGUGCGGAUGUUCACCUGUGCACAGCUGAAGUUGUAAGUUAUUGUUUAUCGUGGUUGUACAUUGGUAAUUUUAACAAUUAGUCAUUUUUAUUUGUUUUAAAUUUGGGUUCCAUGCAGCUUAAAACACAAUAUGGGACUGAAAAAAAAAUACUAAAAUUUUAAUGAAUUUUGCGACAGGAAAUUCCACUCGAUAUCAACUCAUAAUCAUGGUCUGAAUCAUCCCUCAGUUUUCGUUACAAUGUCACUUACACCUUGUAUAACCCGCACCACGGUACCGCGCAGCGCUAGGACUUGUAUAGCAACUGCAGACGAGGCGACCCUCUAUAUAUAUUUUCAGUUUUUUUAUUUAGUUACUUUUGUAUUAGCAUUCGUCCACUCUGAUAAACUUGUAAUAUAACAUAAAUACAUAUCACCUCCACGAGCGCCGUUCCACGGCACGCUUAUAUCAAGCAAAUAAUGGUAUUAUACAGGGUGUUGUUGACAUUAUAACGAAGUGGAAUUAUCCGUGGCAAAAGUAUGAAACUGAAAAUAGCUAAAAAAAAUUUUUUCAUUAAUUUUCUCACAGAAAACUCCACUUGAUAUCAACCUAGAAUCAUGGUCUGAAUCUUCCGCCUAAGUAUUCGUUACGGGGUGUCACUAACAUACCUACUUGUAUGGCUACCUGUACUGAGUGUAAGUGACAUCGUAACGAAUACUGAGAGGGAUGAUGCAGCUCAUUAUUCUGAGUUAAUAUCAAGUGGAAGAUCGCAAAAGUAUAGAAUUGAAAAUAAUUAAAAAAAAACUAAAAAUAAAACAUGACUUUGCGAUAGAAAAUUCCACUUGAUGUUAACUCAGAAUCAUAGUCUAAAUCCCCUUAGUAUUCGUUACGAUGUCACUAACUCCCUGUAUAUUUUAUCAGUGUGGACUCGAACCGGAGUAAACAGUUAUUCUGUAUUCAGAGCCCAUAAUAUUUAGAGUAAUAGUAAUAAUUGAUUAUUUUAAGCAUUUUUUAAUGUUUGGAUGUGGCGACUGUGAUCCAUUAAAGAUAACGAAGACAUUCAGCAGAUGGUAUUGUGUGAAAGGUGAGUCGAGGUGGUAUUUGUCGGGUCUCGCUCGCUGUUUAGAUACAAAAUUGUACAUAAUAAUUAUUAAUAAAUAUUUUUAUAAAA
Pectinophora gossypiella (pink bollworm) is the source of this 4367-nucleotide messenger RNA. RefSeq names its product WD repeat domain phosphoinositide-interacting protein 2. The coding region runs from base 223 to 1467 and encodes 414 amino acids. NCBI's taxonomy places the organism in Eukaryota, Metazoa, Arthropoda, Insecta, Lepidoptera, Gelechiidae. Gene Ontology annotation, biological process: autophagy of mitochondrion; nucleophagy; protein lipidation. The transcript is spliced from 6 exons. The record is from RefSeq and is a predicted model, not a curated record. Gene Ontology annotation, cellular component: cytosol; extrinsic component of membrane; phagophore assembly site membrane. Gene Ontology annotation, molecular function: protein binding; phosphatidylinositol-3-phosphate binding; phosphatidylinositol-3,5-bisphosphate binding.